UGUUUUGCUUUCUGUGCACUUCCAGCCUGUGGACAAUGUGUCCGAUGGAUCUGUCUCUGUGUGUGGCCUCAUGCCUGGGACAGUAUAUCAGUGGAAUGUGUCCUGUCUCCCUGAAGAAGGGGGAUUCUGGAGCGAAGUCAGCACAUUCAUCCACACCACACAGACUGAUGUUCCAGCAUCUCAACCAGAAGUGCAUCCUGGGAGUUUUCUACAAGUUGACUGUGAAGAAGACAACUGCAGAGGGAUCUUGCUGUUCUGGAAGGCUGUUCCUGCCCAUCUGCGUAAUGGUCCCAUCACAGAAUAUCACAUCUUUGUGGAAGACACUGAUAUUGGAAAUGAGACUGACAUCACCGUGACAAACAUGACACAGACGUCACUAGAACUCCGCCUGGAGCCAAACAACACCUACCAGGUCCAGACCUCAGCCUGUACAGAGGUGGGAUGCUCCACCAAGUCCAAACACAUCACCAUCGCACCACAGGGAAAAGGUGUGUCACCACCCCAGGACUUUACAGUGGAGUUUAUGACGGAUGAGGAGCCUGGCAACUUCAACAUCAACUGGCAACCACUCCACACCCGAGUCGUGUCCUACACCAUAUACUGGUGCAUGAGGGGAGAAAACACAACCAACUCUACAACCCCCUUGGACUGGACGACUGUGGCCCCCAACACCACGGAGUACAAUCUGACACUCCCAGGCCUCAGUGAGAACACCACACAAGACUACAUGGUGGGGAUCUCUGCUGAGGUCAUCAUGACCUCAUCGAGGACACGGAGGGCAAGUGAUGCAAGCCAGGUGACCAGCAGUGGCAUCUCAUGGAGUCAGUGCCUCCACAUCAGUGGGAAUAUUCCAGCAGCAGCACCUGAGGUUCUGCACAUGACCAGUGACCCAUCGACUGCCAGUAUAGACAUGGAAUGGCAAAAACUGAGCUGCUUGGAGACACCUAGUGUACUGACAGGUGUACUUGUGGUGUACUGUGUUGUUGAUGGAGGGGAUACAUGUACAGGACCUGAACAGAGUCAGAUGGCUGUAGGUCGAGGGAGCAGCUACACUUUGAAGGAUUUGGACACUGGCCACACAUACCUCAUCAAAGUUUGUGGUGUUUCAGCAGCAGGGAAUGGACCUUUCAGUGCACCAGUCAAAGUAGACCUGAAAGCAUAUCUUGCACUCAUGUACACAGUGCUAAUAGUGGCAAGUGUGCUGCUCCUCCUGUUGUUCAUCUUCUUCUGCAUCAUAUGGGGAUGCUGCAAAAUACAAGAAAAUACCAAGUUGGAAAUAUCUUACCCCAAAAACAAGCUGCAGCUGCUGCAACAUUGUGACUAUGUUGAUAUGCCCACUACACAUCCUGAAAGCAGUACAUCAGGUAAAAAUGGAACCUAUAGGAAAAGUGGAACAGACAAAGAGCGAGAUUUAGACCAGGAACUGGAAGACACCAAACUUUUACCUUCAGAAUCCUACCGGGACAUUGCCAGUAUAAGAAUGAGAGAAUCAUUAGGUCCCAAAAGAACGCACUCUUGUUAUAUGGGCUCAUCAGCUAAAAAGAGCUCCCUGGAAGUUAAGCCUAUAAAUAGAGAAAAGAUAGGUUUCACACAACCCUCUGAUACAGCGGACCCUGCUUAUGUGAUAGUGGCUGUACAUGGUGAAGACAUUCCUCGGGAACAGCUUUCCUCAUUCAGAAGUCAUCUCCCUCUGCCUUGAAGGGGGAUAUUGAGAGCUAUGUGAAUGCUGAAUCAGGGCAGGAAUAUUUUUCUCAUCCUUUCAUAUGAAAACAAAAAACAGACCCCAAAAAUUGCUAAAAUGCUCAUUCUACCAAUCAGGGUAUUAUUUCUCCUCAUCCACAAAAUAUUCCAUGUUGAAGUAUUUUAGUUGCUUUUGCAAAAGUACAAAAUAACCAGGUCUGCCAGCUAAUCAACUCGAUCAACCUCCAACAUCAAUUCUGCAGAUGAUUCCACCUUAAACUUGUUGCCACACCUGCAAACUCUCUGCCUGUUGGAAACACCAUCACCUCAGGUUUCCUGCUGCAGGAAAUACUCCAUCACAUAAAAGUCUGCUGAAGAUCACCCUUCUCCCAUUGUGCAAUAUGUUGUUUCUGCUUCAGCCUCAGCUUCUGCACAAUUGCAAACAAAUGAGUUAACACUUGUUCACCACAGUCCUGCUCCUUUCUGUUUCCACAAUACACACUCCACCAUGACCUGCUUGUAAUCCUAACUUUGGAACUUUCUGUCAUGAGUGAAGUCAUACAUUCAUUGAAGAAGAAAAUAUUCCUCCACCUUCAAGAAUUUGAAAUCAAUCCAUUCACAACAACAAACUAUCCAUGCAGAAAAAUGUCUCCGAUAUCAACAAAACAAAUAUCCUUCCCAAAGUAACAAUGACUCUACAAAAGAGUAAUAAGUAUUCAACGCCCCUACGACUUUCAAGUGAAACAGAGAAUCUGUCCACACAGGAAAACCUUCCUAUACUGCCGAGUCUAACAUCCAGACUUCCUUCUGUCAACUCUAGAACCUGCAGUAAAACCAGUGAUGACAAUAAUGUCCUUGAUAUUCCCUUUCUUGUGGGAGAACUACUGCAUAAGGCCCUACCAAUUUUAUUUCUUGUUUUACAGAUUUUUGUCCUCAGAAAACAUCACGGCAGGAGG
Haliotis rubra (blacklip abalone) is the source of this 2636-nucleotide messenger RNA. RefSeq names its product oncostatin-M-specific receptor subunit beta-like. Gene Ontology annotation, molecular function: protein binding. The record is from RefSeq and is a predicted model, not a curated record. The transcript has 10 exons. Gene Ontology annotation, biological process: cell-cell adhesion. The coding region runs from base 71 to 1699 and encodes 542 amino acids. Lineage: Eukaryota; Metazoa; Mollusca; Gastropoda; Lepetellida; Haliotidae.